AAAUAAAAAAUACUGUGCCAGUGUAUUUAUUACCAAGCCUAAAAUACAUAUAACAAAUAAUUUAAUAAACAAUUAGUGCUUUUGCGUGCUAAUUGAAUGCAACUAAUAAAAUUUAUUUCAAAAAAAUAAAUUACAACCAGCCCAGGCAGCCACCUCUCUUUUUGGAAUAUAAAUAUUUUGUUUACACGCUACGCUAAACUUUCAGUUGGCUUAUCGUCCCACAAACCCAGCAAACAAUUUUGCUGUUUGUUAGUGCCAGCAAGCAGUAACGUGCUUUUUUAAUUUAUUCGUUUUUUUGUUUACCUUUGUGUAAACGGCUUCACAGUGGCUCUUCACUCAACAGAAGCCUUAAUGGCUGCCGGUUUCUUAAAAUCGGGGGAUUUGGGACCCCACCCACACAGUUAUGGUGGUCCCCAUUCCCAUCAUGGACCACAUGGACCUUUGCCGCCUGGCAUGCCGAUGCCGUCAUUGGGACCCUUUGGUUUACCCCACGGCUUAGAGGCCGUUGGGUUCUCCCAAGGUAUGUGGGGUGUUAAUACCCGCAAACAGAGACGUGAACGCACCACAUUUACCCGAGCCCAGCUGGAUGUUUUGGAAGCCUUGUUUGGCAAGACACGUUAUCCCGAUAUAUUUAUGCGCGAAGAAGUGGCUUUAAAAAUCAAUCUGCCAGAAUCUAGAGUACAGGUCUGGUUUAAAAAUCGUCGCGCCAAAUGCCGCCAACAAUUGCAACAGCAACAACAGUCGAAUAGCUUAAGCAACUCGAAAUCGGUUAAUUCGGGUUCGGGUUCCGCCUCGUGUUCAUCCUCCUCCUCACGCAAUACAUCGAAUAAUGGCAGCAGCAAUUCCAGUUCAACGAAUUCUUCCAAAUCCAACAGUCAUCAUUCCUCGUCCGCCAACAACAAUAACAACCACAACAACAACAAUAAUAACAACAAAUCAAAUAACAAUUCAUCGAAUAAUAAUUCCUCCUCACAGAGCUCAUCGUCGGCCGCAGCGGCUGCAGCAGCCGUGGCACAAUCCAUGAAAUCACAUCACAGUUCCUUCCACAAUUCCUCCUCGUCCGCCUCCGCCGUUACACCCAGCAGCUCUUCAGCCGUCUCACAUUUACAUCACAUGGCCGGCAGCAGUGUGGCCUCGGGAUCGGGCGGUGGUCUCAAUACCUCGGGCGGUGCCAAUCAUCAGAAUUCUUCACCUUUAUUACCCACACCUGCCACCUCGGUCAGUCCGGUUAGUAUUGUGUGCAAAAAGGAGCACAUGGGUGGUUCCGGCUAUCCGGGCUCCAAUGUGGAUGCCUUGCGUGGCUCCUCUUAUGAUACACUCAAGGAAUCGGGUGGUGACAUCAGCUCCAGUUCACAUCAUCAUAGUAUUUAUGGCACGGCCGCUUCGGCGAAUCCCCGUCUUUUGCAACCCGGCGGCAAUAUAACGCCCAUGGAUUCCAACUCCAGCAUCACCACACCCUCACCUCCCAUUACACCCAUGUCACCACAGUCGGCGGCCGCAGCCCAUGCUGCCCAAUCCGCCCAAUCGGCUCAUCAUUCUGCCGCCCAUUCGGCCGCCUACAUGUCCAAUCAUGACUCUUACAACUUCUGGCAUAAUCAAUAUCAACAAUAUCCCAACAACUAUGCCCAGGCGCCGAGCUAUUACUCGCAAAUGGAAUAUUUCAGCAAUCAAAAUCAAGUCAACUAUAACAUGGGCCAUUCGGGCUAUUCGGCUGCCACCAAUUUCGGUCUCUCGCCCAGUCCCUCAUUCACGGGCACCGUUUCGGCUCAGGCUUUUUCGCAAAACAGUCUAGACUACAUGACGCCUCAGGACAAGUAUGUCAAUAUGGUGUAGAAUCUGCUGAUACAGUAUUGCGGCAGUAAAUCGGACGAUGAUUCAGCCAGUGGUUCAUAUGUCUCGACCAAAACGCCGUUUGAGUAUGCAUAAAUAAUGUAACAAAC
Messenger RNA from Calliphora vicina (urban bluebottle blowfly), 1940 nucleotides. It is a transcript of the gene oc, whose product is annotated as ocelliless. NCBI's taxonomy places the organism in Eukaryota, Metazoa, Arthropoda, Insecta, Diptera, Calliphoridae. The record is from RefSeq and is a predicted model, not a curated record. Gene Ontology annotation, molecular function: DNA-binding transcription factor activity, RNA polymerase II-specific; RNA polymerase II cis-regulatory region sequence-specific DNA binding. Gene Ontology annotation, cellular component: nucleus. The transcript has 4 exons. Gene Ontology annotation, biological process: regulation of transcription by RNA polymerase II. The coding region runs from base 352 to 1833 and encodes 493 amino acids.